AUGAAGAGCCUAUUUCUGACUGUUGCGCUGUUGGGACUGGUGGCUGUCCUCCAGGCCCAGGAUGAUCUUCCCUUUCUCUCAGAAGAAAAGAAACUUUCAGGUAUCUGGUUCCUAAAGGCCACAGUGCAGCAAAGACAGGCAGAGGGGACCCUUGUGGUAGCAUUCCCUCACAGAGUGGCAUGCCCGGAAGAAGGAACCUUGGAGAUCAGGGCCACUACCUUGUCCGAUGGCCAAUGCAUUAAGGUAGCAAUUCGUAUGCAGAGAACAGAGGGACCCGGUCAAUACAGUGCCUUUUGGGGCCAUAAUCUCUUCUACAUCUAUGAGCUGCCAGUGAAGGACCAUUACAUCAUAUAUGGUGAAAGGAAUCCGUUUGAGAAAAGAUCUCAGUCGGCAGGCCUCUUAGGAAAGUGUCAAGAAGAAAAUCUUGAGGCCCUGGAAGAAUUUAAGAAGUUCAUACAGCACAAAGGACUUCUCCAAGAAAACAUCAUUGUGCCUGUGCAGAAGAGCCUGUCUCUGAUCUCUGUGGUGCAUGCAGGCUGCAUUAAUGGUGGUGAGUGUGCCAAGAUAGAUGAGUUCUCUGGACCACUGCUCUGCACAGAGGACCGGAAAACUCGGAAGGAGGUGGCCAUGGAUGUGUCUUCAUGCAAUGAGCAGAUUGCUUCUCUGGUGAAGGAGCAGGCAUAUCUGUGCAUUCUCAGGCAGAGGGAUCCCAGGUUCCCGCCCUCCUCCGUGAAGUACCAGCAUUCACAGCUGAGAACCCUGGCAGGCAUCCUGGCUGGGAAGGUGCCAGGACCUCUUCGAAGUUCAAAGCGAAGCCUGCUGGACGCAUAG
Acomys russatus (golden spiny mouse) is the source of this 831-nucleotide messenger RNA. RefSeq names its product vomeronasal secretory protein 2-like. The coding region runs from base 1 to 831 and encodes 276 amino acids. Gene Ontology annotation, molecular function: small molecule binding. Lineage: Eukaryota; Metazoa; Chordata; Mammalia; Rodentia; Muridae. The record is from RefSeq and is a predicted model, not a curated record. The transcript is spliced from 8 exons.